AUGCGAUCGCCGAUCGAGUUCGAAAAGUCGCACCAUUAUGACCAGUGCCGUGACAGCAUUGAAAGCGACAGAUCCUCUUCGCGACACAGUGUCGAUGAGGAAGCACAACAAUCGUUCGCAGAUGAUGUGCCUCUAGCACCCUGUCCACCACCCGCACAGCCCUACUCUGCAUUCUCACUCAAUCGAAGACGGUUUAUCCUGGGUGUUGUUACAGCAGCUGGCUUCUUUGGUCCACUUUGCGGAGCAGUCUAUCUGCCCUCACUCAGACUUUUCCAGAAAAUCUUCAACGCUUCAGAAGCUGCCAUCAAUGGAACAGUCUCGAUAUACAUGGUUGUGUUUGCCAUUGCACCACUCUUUGGUGCAGCGGCUUCCGAUGUUGGUGGCAGAAAGACGGUAUACAUGGUCGGUCUCGGAAGCUUUCUCAUCGCCAACACAUUACUCGCUACGCUUCCAGCUUACAUCUGGCUACUGUACAUUCUCCGUAUCUUCCAAGCGUUCGGAUCGUGCAUCGUCUUUUCCGUUGGAGCUGGUACCGUAGCCGACAUUACUGAGCCUGCAAGCCGUGCAUCCGCUUUGGCUUGGUUUCUCAUGGGACCUCAGCUUGGACCGAUCCUGGGACCUCUGAUUGGCGGUCAAUUUGCGACGGAGUCACGGUGGAGAUGGGUGUUUGCCUUCCUCUCGCUCACGAGCUUCCCGGUGUACCUCGCCAUCGUCUUCUGCAUGCCAGAAACUCUGCGUUCUCUAGUCGGAAAUGGCGCCAGUGUUGCCAAACAACCCUGGAUAUCGAUGCCAAAGCUGUGGACCAAGCCUUGCACCGACAUGAAUGUUCCCAAAGUUCCCCGACCCUCGUUCCGCAAGUUCAUGCGUCUCUUGAAGUACCCGCCGCACCUGAUUGUCUGCUUCAACGGGGCUUUUCAGUUUUCUGGUCUGUAUGGCAUGUACAUUUCCUUUCCUACCAUCUGGCAAGAAGGCUACGAUUGGACGACUGCCGAGGUCGGCUAUGCUUUCCUCUGUCCCGGCAUCGCCAUGUUCCUCGCUUCCAUUGUUGUUGGGCGACUUUCGGACUAUAUGCGGAAGAAGGCCAUAGCCAACAGCCCAGACGGAAAAGUAGCACCCGAACGACGAAUUGCAAUUCAGAUUCCGGGAUUCCUCUGUGCGGCUGCUGGAAAAUUGAUGUUUGGUUGGUUUACGCUUAACCAUGUACACCCAGCGUUAGGCCUCUGUGGCUCAGCGCUCGCAGCAGUCGGUGUCUCUAUAGUGUUUGUAACGAGCACCUCGUUCCAAACGGAAUGUGACCCUACUCAAACUGCCAGCUUGGUGGCACUGGGAGGAUUUCUUCGCAACGUAGCCGCAGCAAUCUGCGCCGCCAUCAUGGGCGGCAUUCUAGAUGGAAUGGGAUGGGGAUGGGCGUUUACUGGUCUCGGUAUCAUGGACCUGCUUUGCAUCCCCGGCAUUAUCCUGAUUCUGGUUCGUGGGGCGAAGUGGCGUGAAGAAUUGAAGCGAGGAUAG
Molecule: messenger RNA, 1509 nt
Organism: Bipolaris zeicola 26-R-13
Lineage: Eukaryota; Fungi; Ascomycota; Dothideomycetes; Pleosporales; Pleosporaceae
Exons: 2
Coding region: 1-1509 (502 amino acids)
Biological process (GO): amine transport; transmembrane transport
Molecular function (GO): amine transmembrane transporter activity
Source: RefSeq, a predicted model, not a curated record